AUGCUGGUAGAGUCAAAGUCUUCUUGCAAUCUCGAAGAUAGCCAGUCUAAGGCUUUCACUCGUGGACUGAAGCAGAGCGUUGGGGCGGGAUCAAACUACGGCCGUCGCUUUCUGAUCGACGGCAUAACUAACCACCGCGCUAUUCCCAGUCCACGUUAUACAGCGAAAUGUCAACAAGCCUUGGCUGCAUUCUUCAUUGAGAAAAUCGGAAAGAAUGCCGCUAGUGCUGAUAACACUUUAUCACAUCAACAUACAAUUAGUAUGUGUUUAUGCCUAUCCUCUGCAUCACUCGGUUAUGAUCUCGUGAUUUCUGUCAACAUUUUCAUGGGCUGA
Angiostrongylus costaricensis is the source of this 333-nucleotide messenger RNA. The record is from the annotation of a GenBank genome assembly. Lineage: Eukaryota; Metazoa; Nematoda; Chromadorea; Rhabditida; Metastrongylidae.